Messenger RNA from Acanthisitta chloris (rifleman), 1150 nucleotides. It is a transcript of the gene C2CD2, whose product is annotated as C2 calcium-dependent domain containing 2. The transcript is spliced from 7 exons. NCBI's taxonomy places the organism in Eukaryota, Metazoa, Chordata, Aves, Passeriformes, Acanthisittidae. The record is from RefSeq and is a predicted model, not a curated record. The annotation marks the transcript as partial.
UGAACUAAGUGCCAAAUCAAAAGUAUUGCAACUGCAAAUAGUAGAAGAUGGGAAGACGGAUAGCGCUUUAUCCAUGAACGUGACUGUACCUCUAGACUUGUUCAGGAAACAACCUUCUGGCCAGCAAAGCUUUGCACUGAACAGCAGAGCCAGUGAGAGCAGUUCAGAGCCAGGGCCUGGGCUGGGAUCCAUUAGUGCAGAGUUCUCUUUUAUAGAACCCAAUGAACUGAAGACACGGCAAGUCUUUUCUCCAGUGCUGGCCACUAAGAUAGCAAAGGAUCGCACUGUGAUGCCCUGUGGGACUGUGGUCACUACUGUCACUACUGUGAGAUCCAGACCUCGUCUGGAAGGGAGACCAUCUUCACUGAGCACAGAUUCACCUGUGAAAACUCCAGUUAAAGUAAAGGUGACUGAAAAGGAUUCCUCUGUUGAAGAUACUCAUUCUCAUGGUGCUCCAGUCAGCAAAACUUUGUCAUCUUCAGAUACAGAGCUGCUGGUACUGAACGGCACCGAUCCUGUGGCAGAAACAGCCAUUCGGCAGUUGAGUGAGUCUUCAAAGCAGAAGCUGAAUUCUCCUAGAAAGAAAAGCACUGUUAUCAUAUCAGGGGUGUCCAAGACCUCUUUAUCUCAGGACCAUGAAGCUUCACUGAUGAGGGACUAUGCUGCAGCCAUGGACAGCUCCUACAACGCUGAAGAGCAACCCACUGUGAAGGAAGCUGCUGAUAAAACCACCUCUGAUGAAAAGCUGUCAUUAGGUGCUUCAGAAACAGUACCUGAUACUGUCCCACAACAAAGUACCCGUGAGGCUUGGGGUUUGGAGAAUGGCAGUCAAAAGCAGGACACCAGUACACUCUUAGACCAGACCUCUGAAGAAAUAUCUGUGAGCUUACUAAGUGUUUCAGAAACUGGGAGCAAGAAAAAAUCUAAAGGUGGCAUCUUGAAAAAAGGUGCCAAGCUCUUUUUCCGCCGGCAACAUCACCAGAAGGAUCCGGGAAUGAGUCAGUCGCACAAUGACCUUGUGUUCCUGCAGCAGCCUCUGCCAGAGGAAAGCCACAAGAAGGGGGGCACACUUUCCCGUGUGCUGAGCAAAAAGCUCCUUUCCAGACACAAAAGCAAGAGCAAACUGAAUGGUGCAUUGGGAGAACAAUGA